Messenger RNA from Loxodonta africana (African savanna elephant), 3978 nucleotides. Its product is annotated as mucin-3A-like. NCBI's taxonomy places the organism in Eukaryota, Metazoa, Chordata, Mammalia, Proboscidea, Elephantidae. The record is from RefSeq and is a predicted model, not a curated record. The coding region runs from base 97 to 3978 and encodes 1293 amino acids. The transcript has 3 exons.
CCUUUGCUCAAAUCUUCAACCAAUCCCGAUACACCAAUUCCAUUAUCAAAGUUUGUCAUCAGGGUAAAAACAAGUCCACCUACCAUAAUUGUCUACAUGACCACUACCGAAUGCAUAAUUCCAACAAGCCUCUUGAUCACCACAACUUACCCCACGACCGCAUGCAUAACAACGACCCAAGUGUCCUUCACGACAACGUGCACCACCACUGCUGGCACAGAGAACACAGAGACAACCAUAACCAGUACUAAUCCCGCUACAGAUGAAGAAUCAUCAGCCACGACCCCUUCUGCUACUAGAGAGAGUGUCUACACAUCCACAGCCAUCACAAACACACUGCACACAACAGCCGAAACCACUUCAUCACCACAUUACAUGAAUACACUCACAACGUCCACAACUCUUCUACCACCUUCACCCACUGCAGCCAGAACAGAAACAAGUGAGACGGCCAUCCCAACGUCGAAAGCAACAUUCUUGCAGACACCUACACUUACUCCUACCACGGACACCUCUACAGACACUCUCACUACGGAAUUUACUUCUACUUCCCGGGCCACUUCAUCAGUCACUCCCACGAGUAUAAUUCAUUCCUCCACGACCACCAUCCCUGCUACCAUGACCACUGAUUCAGUAACAUCAUUUUCACCUGUGCCAAGUACAGAAACAGUGAGCAGUGAGACUACAAACACUAUCCUGACGCCCACCAUUACUACCACAGUCCUUGCCACUCUUGCCGUAUCUACUCCUACAUCUGAGACUACAGACUUUAAAUCUCCAAGUAGUACUGUCACCAACCCCAUGACUGAAAUCACAUCUGCAAUCACUACCACUGACAUACCAACAACUACUACAUUCAUCACACCCACUUCUCCAACUGUUCUAACUACAGAAACAGCCACAGACUCUGUAACAAUACCCACGCUGACAACCACACACAGGACAUCAGGUGUCACUUCCACACACACCCUCUCCACAGAGAGCACAGCCACGUCAGCAAUCAUCUCAUCUGCAACAACCUCCGGUACUGAGGGCACAUCAACUAAUAUACGGCCAUCAUCUCUUAGUAUUGGCAUGACUACAGAAACACCUACUACAUUCACCCUCUCACCGACCGUUACCACAGAUGCAUUUAGUACGACAGCCAUCACUACAUCGCACACCAUUAGAGGUACAUCAGAAACCCCCACAAAUAUCAUUGCAUCUUCCUCCACUCACCAAAACACGGAAACAACAUUCAGUGUUACCACAUCGUCUUCCACAACACCCACUAUGAUCACUUCACCUGCAAGUACUGGAAGCACCCCUACACUUCACCUUACUACAAUCAUUCCCAUUACCUCUGCCGUCUCCACUUCAACAUCUACCAGCACUACAUGGACACCUCCCACAAAGAGUGUCCACACAUCCCCAACCAGCACACAAACACUGCACACUACAGCUGAAACCACCUUCUCACUCACUUCCACCAAUACAUUGACAACAUCCACAACUCCUCUACCACCUUCAUCCACUGCAGCCACAACAGAAACAAGCAAGAUGACCAUCCCAACGUCUAAAGAAACAUCCUUGCAGACAUCUACACUUACUCCUACCAUGGACACCUCUGCAGACACAAUGGAAUUUACCACUAUUUCUCCUACCACUUUAUCACUCACUCCCACGAGUACAGUUCAUUCUUCCAAGACCAGCACCCAUGCUACCAUGACUACCGAUAUAGUAACAUCAUCCACACAUACGCUUUCGUCUUCUUCACCUGUCCCAAAUUCAGAAAUACUCAGCAGUGAGACUACAAAUACUAACCCGACACCCUCCAUGACCACUACACUCCUUAUGACUGAUGCCAUAUCUACACCGACAUCUGAGACCACAGGCUCUAAUACUCCAAGUAGUACUGUCACCUAUCCCACAACUGAAAUCACAUCUGUGAUCACUACCACUGAGAUAACUACUACCUUCAUCACCCCCACUUCUUCAACCUUCCCAGCUACACAAACAGCCAGGUCCGCUACCACAGACUCUGUAAGAACACCCACUCGGACAACCACACACAGGACAUCAGAUGUCACUUCUACAAAUACCCUCUCUACAGAGAGGACAUCCAUGUCGGCAAUCAUCUCAUCUGCAACUACCUCUGGUACCGAGGGCAUAUCAACGAAUAUACCUCCAUUAUCUCUUAGUCCUGGCAUGACUACAGCAACACCUACUACAGUCACCAUCUCACCCACGGUUACUACAGGUAAAUUUAGAACGACAGCCAUCACCUCAACACACACUGUUAGCAGUACAUCAGGAACCCCUACAAACAUCACUGCAUCUUCCUCCGCUCACCAAAACACAAACACAACAUUGAGUGUUAAGACUUCAUCUUCCAUAAUGCCCACAAUUAUCACUUGGCUUGCAAGUACUGAAAGCACCCCUACACUUCCCGUCACUACAACCAUUCCCACUACGUCCGCUGUCUCCACUUUGACAUUUACCAGCAGUACAUGGACAGCUCCCACAGAGAGUGUCUACACAUCUCCAACCAGCACACAAACAGUGGGCACUAUAGCUGAAACCACCUUGUCACCAACUUCUACCAAUACAUUCACAACAUCCACAACUCCAUUACCACCUUCAUCCACUGCAGCCACAACAGAAAUAGGCAAGUUGACUGUCACAACAUCUAAUUCAAUCUCCGUGCAGACAUCUACACUUACUCCUACCACGGACACCACUAUAGACACUCUCACUACGGAAUAUACCUCUACUUCCCCGGCCACUUCAUCAGUCACUCCCACAAGUACAGUCCAUUCUUCCACGAACACCACCCCUGCUGCCAUGACCACCGAUACAGUAACAUCACCCACACACUUGCUUUCGUCUUCUUCACCGGUCUUAAGUACAGAAGCAGUCAGCAGCGAGACUACAAACGCUGCCCCGACGUCCUCCAUGACUACCACACUCCUUACCACUGAUGCCAUAUCUACUCCUAAAUCUGAGACCACAGCCUCUAAUUCUCCAAGUAGUACUGUCACCACUCCCACAACUGAAAGCACAUCUGCGAUCACUACCACUGAUGUAUCAACAGCUACUACAUUCAUCACACCCACGUCUCCAACUUUCCCAGCUACACAAACAGCCAGGUCCACUACCACAGACUCUGUAACAACACCCACUCUGACGAACACGCACAGGACAUCAGGUGUCACUUACACACACACCCUCUCCACAGACAGGACAUCCACAUUGACUAUCAACUCAUCUGCCACCACCUCUGGUACCGAGGGCACAUCAACAAAUAUACCUCCAUCAUCUCUUAGUACUGGCAUGACUACAGCAACACCUACUACAGUCACCCUCUCACCCACGGUUACCACAGAUACAUUUAGUAUGACAGCCAUCACUGCAACGGACACUGUUAGGACUACAUCAGGAACCCCCACAAAUAUCAUUGCAUCUUCCUCCACUCACCAAAACACAGAAACAACAUUCAGUUUUACCACAUCGUCUUCCUUAAUGCCCACGAUGACCACUUUGCCUGCAAGUACGGAAAGCACCUCUACACGUCCCAUCACUACGACCAUUCCCACUACAUCUGCUGCCUCCACUUCAACGUUUCCAAGCAGUACGUGGACAACUCCCACAGAGAGUGUCUACAAGUCUCCAAGCAGCACACAAACAGUGGGCAGUACUGCUGAAAAAACUUCCUCACCCACUUCCACCAAUACAUUCACCAUAUCCACAACUCCUCUACCACCUUCGUCCACUGCAGCCACAACAGAAACAAGCGAGCAGCACGACUACAGCAACACCUACUACAAUCACCCUCUCACCUAUGGUUACCACAGAAACAACAUUCAGUUUUACCACAUCGUCUUCCUUAAUGCCCACGAUGACCACUUUGCCUGCAAGUACGGAAAGCACCUCUACACGUCCCGUCACUACGACCAUUCCUACUACGUCUGCUGCCUCCACUUCAACGUUUCCAAGUAG